GGUGUUGGUGAAAACAAAGAAAGGGAAAGAAAGUUUAACAGAGCGUCUGAUAAGAAAAGAAGACCUCAACAACAGAUAGAUAGAUGCUACUACUGCUAUCUAGAAACGUAACUCAUUGAAGAGUCCGCCUUUUCAUUGGUUUGGGGAUUCUUUUAUCUCUUUCCCUUUCCUUUUCUUGAGCUGCUUCUUAAGCAUUCAUGGUGGGUGUGUCUGUGUGCACGUUAAUUUAACCUGCGCCCACUUCGCGCUCUCACCCCAUUCAUAUUCAUUUCUUUCAUUCAUUCAUACACUUCUUGUUAGUAUAUCUCUCCCUCUCUCUGUCCUUCUCUUUAGCUCUCUAUCUAUACUCUCUCAUCUGCCAAUCUUUUACCCCCAUCUCUCUUUCUAUUUAUAUCUCUCUUUCUCUUUUUUUUUUUACAAUUCAAUCUUUCUAGUCUCUUCCCCCCCUCCAAUUGUUCAUUUUUAUAAACUCAAUCGAUGGCUGUUCAAGCUCAAUACCCAUCUAAUCUUUUGCUCCUAAACAGGAACGGGCAAGAUAGAAAGAACUCACUUGGAAAUGAUUAUUCUUUACAACAACAACAAUCGGGGGCAUUUCAUGAUCAAUCUCAUCAUAUGUUUCUCAAUAGUAAUACUACCAACAAUGGAGUGGGCUCUAAUAAUAAUUCUCGGAAAAGAGGAAGAGAAACUGUUAAUGGAGGUAAUAUGCCAAUCAAUUUAUUCUCUCUGCAACAACAAUCUCAAACUCAAACUCAAACUCAACCAACGCUUGUAAAUAUUGCCCACCUUCAAAAUCAGCAACAACACAACAAUAUUGUUUCUACUGGUCUUCAAUUAGCAUUUGGAGAGCACCACCAACAACAAGUUCAGCAUCAUCAACAACAGAAUCUAGUUCAUCAAUCUUCGUCAUCUUCAUCUCUUUCAUCUUUAUUGACAGAUGAUUUUUCUGUCCAAUUGAAUCAACAAAGGGAUGAAAUUGAUCAAUUCAUUAAAGCCCAGGGAGAUCAGUUGAGGCGUACUUUAGCAGAGAGAAGGCAAAGACACUAUCAUGCGCUGCUGGGUAUUGCAGAAGAGUCGGUAUCAAAAAGACUGAGAGAAAAAGAAGCGGAAAUGGAAAAAGCUGUUCGUAAAAAUUCAGAGUUAGAAGCGCGAGUGGCACAACUUAGAGCAGAGGCGCAAAGUUGGCAAGCAAAAGCAAAAUCACAAGAAGAAACGGCAGUAAAUUUACAGACACAGUUACAACACGCUAUAAUGAACGGUAGUGGUGGUGCACAGGAUAUUAAGAGAGAUACUGAAAGUGUAAUAUUAGGAUGUGCCGGCGGUGGUGGUGGCGAAGCUGAAGAUGCUGAGUCAGCUUACAUUGACCCAGAGCGAGUCGUACCCAUAUCGGUGUCGUCUACUGCUACUUCGUUAGUUGGACCGAGCUGUAAAGCGUGUCGAAGACGAGUCGCGUCGGUUGUUCUCCUUCCGUGCCGGCAUUUAUGUCUUUGUACGGAAUGCGAUACUGCUGUGGAAGCUUGUCCUCUUUGCCUCUCUUACAGAAGUGCUAGUGUCGAAGUAUUUCUGUCCUGAAUAGAAAAAGCCCCCUUAAUGUGGAUUUUGAAGUGCCCAAUUCAUCAAAAUCGAUAGAAUUUAUAACGAUGGUGAUUCUAAAAAUAAAAAUAAAAUUCAGAACCGAAAAAACAAAACAUAGUUUUUUUCUAAAUAAAAAAAAUUAGAAGACUUAAAUUUUGGAUCUUUUUGAUGAAGGAAUCAAUGUAAAUGGGUCGUGGUGAUUCCUGAUUUUAUUUUAUUUUCGAGUUCCAAAAAUGUAUUAUAAAAUCAUGCAUAAAUUCUUUAAUUUAGACUUUAUUCCGA
Molecule: messenger RNA, 1854 nt
Organism: Papaver somniferum (opium poppy)
Lineage: Eukaryota; Viridiplantae; Streptophyta; Magnoliopsida; Ranunculales; Papaveraceae
Product: E3 ubiquitin-protein ligase BOI-like
Exons: 4
Coding region: 478-1569 (363 amino acids)
Molecular function (GO): ubiquitin-protein transferase activity
Source: RefSeq, a predicted model, not a curated record